Fusarium musae is the source of this 447-nucleotide messenger RNA. Its product is annotated as putative secondary metabolism biosynthetic enzyme. Gene Ontology annotation, molecular function: 2,3-dihydro-2,3-dihydroxybenzoate dehydrogenase activity. The record is from RefSeq and is a predicted model, not a curated record. Gene Ontology annotation, biological process: siderophore biosynthetic process. NCBI's taxonomy places the organism in Eukaryota, Fungi, Ascomycota, Sordariomycetes, Hypocreales, Nectriaceae. The coding region runs from base 1 to 447 and encodes 148 amino acids. The transcript is spliced from 2 exons.
AUGGAUUCAAUUCGAGGCAAAGCCAUUGCUGUCACUGGCGCUGGAAGCGGCAUCGGGCGUUCAACCGCGAUACAGUUGCACAAGCAGGGCGCCAGACUCUCGUUGGCAGAUCUGGACCCAGUCAGCCUCGCCAACACUGUCAAGAUUCUCGAAAAUGAAGGGACAACCAAUGAUGUCUUGUCGCUGGUGGUAGACGUAUGCGAUGACAUUCAAGUCGGCGACUGGAUUGUCAAAACAGUGCAGAGAUUCGGUCGAUUAGACGGUGCGGCCAAUAUCGCUGGUGUUUUUAAGCCAAUAUCUAUAUUCGACUCCACGGUUCAUGAUUGGGACAUCAUGAUGAACGUGAACGCAAAGGAAGUGUUCAAUUGUUUACAAGCACAGAUAGCUGGUAUAGACGCCACGGGAGGAAGCAUUGUAAGAUAUCCUGCAUUUGUCGUUAGAGCGUGA